Molecule: messenger RNA, 830 nt
Organism: Gallus gallus (chicken)
Lineage: Eukaryota; Metazoa; Chordata; Aves; Galliformes; Phasianidae
Exons: 3
Coding region: 16-681 (221 amino acids)
Cellular component (GO): intermediate filament
Molecular function (GO): structural constituent of cytoskeleton
Source: RefSeq, a predicted model, not a curated record
GGGGGCAGAUGAAUUAUGAUGAUGUCAGACAGUGUGAUUCUGAAGAACAACAUUUCAGAUGAAAGACGAAUGAUCUCGGUUACCUGGGAGGUCUCUGCAAGCAGCCACCACCAGAUGCUUCAGUGUUUCAUGAGCCAGGAAUGUUUCUGCCCCUGUGGGGCCUCUGCAACACAGCAUAAAAGCCCGUGCUGCUGCAGGCUCUGCAUCGUGCUCUCUUCCCUCACUUUCCUUGAGGAACGAGGAUGUAUGUCCACAAGAAUUAGGACCGGCAGCAGGUGGUCUCUAACAGAACAGGCAGGUGUACCCCACUCCAUCUUCACUGCUGUGAUUUUCUUUUUUGAGCUUUGCCUCCCUCAGCAAGAGAUGUCGUGCUGCAGACCCUGUGUCCCAUCCCCCUGCGGUGCCUCUGGCCCAACCCCACUGGCAAGCAGCUGCAGUGAGCCAUGUGUCGCCCGCUGCGCUGACUCCACUGUGGCCAUCCAGGCCUCCGCUGUGGUGGUGACCCUGCCGGGCCCCAUCCUCACCUCCUUCCCUCAGAACACAGCCGUGGGAUCCUCUCUGUCAGCUGCUGUUGGCAGCUCCCUCAGCACCGCGGGCGUUCCCAUCUCCUCUGGGGGCUCCCUUGGUCUGGGGGGCUCAGGGCUGUGUCUGCCUCGCCCACGCUGCAGUUUUAACUGCUGAAGACAGUGGAUCAUUCCCAUUUGGACAACACAUCCUGGAUACGGAUGGAUCGUUCUCUCAACCUCCCUGAAAACCGAAAGCAUGAUUCUUUCCCCUCUGUACUGAGCCACUUUGUUUUUUCCUUCUCAUUAAAGACUUUGUGCAGCAUA